Molecule: messenger RNA, 3355 nt
Organism: Marchantia polymorpha subsp. ruderalis
Lineage: Eukaryota; Viridiplantae; Streptophyta; Marchantiopsida; Marchantiales; Marchantiaceae
Source: the annotation of a GenBank genome assembly
AUUGCAAGUAGAUACAAAGUUGUACUGACAACAUCUCACCCAAUGCCGCAAGAAGUAUUAAGCUGAUGGAUUUCUAGCUUAGAGGUGAGGUCCUUCCUGGUUCACCUCAAGCACAGCCACUGAAUUCAGCGUCAUGUUCAGAAAGGCCUUCUGAAGAAAAUCCUCCAUAGGAUCCAAUGUCCACUGCGAAUUCUAGCACAAAGCGAUCAGAAAUGAGAUGGGGAUCGCCACGCCUUGUGGCGUCCAUCUUUUUGUUCUUGUCCUUGCAGCUGACGGAGACAUGGAAUGGAGAGGCUUUGUUAGCUCCAGAAGAUGGAAAUGCCAUCGAAGAAUUGCGGGUCGCCUUUAAUUUGACUGAAUUUGCAAAUGGUGAUCCUUGCUCGAACAACACCGACAACUGGAUAACUUGCUCCAACUCAACCAAAUCCGCACGCGUUUUGACGAUUGGUUUGAAGAAUUUGAAUCUGACAGGAACAUUACCUCAAGCGCUAACGAGGCUGAGGUUUCUCCGUGAAGUGAAUCUAGGAUACAACAAAUUUCGUGGGGUUGUACCAGAUCUUAGAAACUUGACACACCUCGAAAUAUUAGACCUGAGUGAGAAUAAUUUCACCGGACCGAUUCCAAACACAACCUUUUUUCCGAACAUCACUCAACUAAUUCUGAGCGGGUGCAAUUUUACUGGAGGCAUACCUCCAUCUUUAUUCAAGAACAAAAAUCUGCAAAAGCUGAGAUUGGACAACAGUCCUCUACGAGGCCCUGUUCCUAACCUCAAUGGAAUUUCCAAUAUCAAAGAAUUAUAUUUAGGGCAAACUCAAUUAGUUGGACGCAUUCCUCGCUCGCUCGAGAAUUUGACUAGAGCUACACAUUUUGAAAUCAAGACCAAUCCUGGAAUAACGGGACCUCUUCCUGAUCUUAAUAAGAUGCCAAGCGUUCAAUACUGGGAUUCCAGCCAAUGUGGACUAAGCGGCCGUCUUCCAGAACUAAAAAACGCUCUGAGUUUAAAGGGCCUGCAACUAUGGAAUAACAACUUCAGUGGAUCAAUACCUCCUCUACUUUUCAAGCAUGUCGACCUCCAGUGGCUGAAUUUGUAUGGAAAUCCUCUACUAACAGGAGAGAUUCCGGACGUGAGUGGUCUUGAAAGUGUUGAGGUUUUCAGCGCGUACGACUGCGAUCUGACAGGACCCCUACCUUCAUUCCAAAACACGACCAAACUCAGAUUUUUAAAUUUAUGGAACAACCGCUUGACGGAAUUCGCUUCUGACUUGAGAAAUUUGAGCACUUUAUGUAUUGUGGAUGUUCGCAACAAUAGUAUCAAGGGCACUUUACCAGAUCUUCCUCCCAGCUCUAUUCAAGAAAAAACGCCAGAUCACUUUGUUCAGAAACUGAAGUUUAGCAACAACAGUUUCUCUGGAGAAAUUCCUUUAUCUUGGAAUAAUCUUACGUGGCUAGAAGAGAUAACGGUGAAUACCAACAAUCUGAGUGGAGAGCUAAGAGGUGAAAUGAUCGGAAACAUGAGGAAUUUGAGAAUCCUAGAUGUCCGAAGUAAUAAUUUUUCAGGAACUAUUCCAAAGGAGAUUGGAGAUCUUAAUGAUCUAUACUUUUUGGACCUUAGGAAUAAUGGCUUCACUGGCGAUGUACCUGAGUCGCUCCUUUUCCUUCCGAAUUUGACACAAGUGCUGCUGGACAACAACAACUUUAAAACACUACCAAAAUCACUCAUAACAAGAUUCGGAUUGAACAUUACGUAUUCGAACAAUCCCAAUCUGAUUUUGAUCCCUGAAGAAGACAAGAAAGGUGUCCCUCCUGGAGCGAUCGUGGGAAUCGUAGCCGGUGUAUGUGCAGUCUUGGCAGUUACACUCCUCUUGCUGUGCUUGUACAGAAGAAAGAAGAAUGGAAACUCCUUCGCAACAGAUCAGAUACCCAAAACAGCUACUGGUUUUACGUGGAAGGAAAUAAAAUCCAUGACUUCAGAUAAUAAAACCUUGAUUGGUAAGGGAGGGUUCGGAGCAGUCUACUACGGCAAAUUAAUGGAUGGUGAAGAGGUUGCUGUCAAAAUCAGAUCAGCUGAUUCGAAACAAGGAUCAGCAGAGUUUCUGAAUGAGGUGCGCCUUCUGUGUAAGCUGCAUCACCGCAACCUUGUUCGUCUGAUUGGUUACUGUUUGGAAGGACGCGAGCAAGUCCUCGUCUACGAUUAUAUGUCGCAAGGCUCGCUGGCGAAUCAUCUUUAUCCCUCAGAUUCUUCGGAAGCUACAACAGAUGCGUCUACUACUGUGCCACGUAAAACGCAGGACCUCGACUGGAGGACGCGACUUGAGAUUGCUGUCGAUGCUGCACGAGGUAUCGAGUACUUGCACAAGGACUGCGACCCGCCCAUAAUCCAUCGUGACAUGAAAUCCAGCAACAUUCUGCUCGGCGAUAAACUACAAGCAAAGAUUGCAGACCUGGGCAUUUCGAAACAAGUGCCCGAUUCGUACGAUCCCGAUCAAGUGGGGUCGACCAUGAACGGAGUCUCCACUGCAAUCAAGGGCACCUUCGGCUAUCUGGAUCCAGAGUACUUUGCCAGACGUAAGCUCACAACGAAGAGCGAUGUUUACAGCUUCGGAGUUGUGCUUCUCGAAAUCGUAACUGGCAAGCGGCCUUUCACUCUUGACUUCCCGGGUAGCGAGGAUACGAACUUGAUCGAUUGGGUAAAAAAUGCGGUGGACAUGGGAGUGAUCGACAGUGUGGUCGAUCGGAGAUUGAAGGGCGGAUACAGUCCUGAAGGAAUGGAGAAGGUAAUUGUCUGUGCCCUGGCAGCCGUGAAUCCCAGUGGUGGUGAGAGGCCGGAUAUGGCCCAAAUCAUAAACACCUUGAACGAAGCCCUGCUUUUCGAAGGACGAAGCAUCUAUACUGUCAAGAAAGUAUAUCAUAUGGAGAAGACGGACCCUGCUGUAAUGGACGACAUGAGAGUUGAGUCUAUGGACCAUUCUCACGUUUCCUUUCCCAAUCACUCGAGAGGAUCAACGACCUGAGUUACUGAGUACUAUCACGAGAGCAUUUCACGAGAACAUGACAUGAUGAAGGAAAAGUGGACGCUCUUGUGCCAUCGCUUCCAGUUUUGUUUGCACCCUCGUAUCGAACUGGAGAAGAUUGCCAUCUGGUGACCUUUGAACCUUAGUUUGCAUGGACAUCGAAUUCUGUAUUGUUUUUGAACUACGAAUAUAAUCACUGCUUUACCAAUAGUUCUCGGAACACCUUAGGAUUGAUUUUGUUAAUUUGAGUAAUCAGUUCUUAGAUUGCGUUAAACUUGUGUGAGAAUGAUGUUUGAAUUUCACGAAUAAACUAUCUUUAAUAAUAAAAUUUAAUUUAUUUUAUG